Molecule: messenger RNA, 873 nt
Organism: Alternaria metachromatica
Lineage: Eukaryota; Fungi; Ascomycota; Dothideomycetes; Pleosporales; Pleosporaceae
Exons: 1
Coding region: 1-873 (290 amino acids)
Source: RefSeq, a predicted model, not a curated record
AUGGAACCACCUCUCAAGCGCCCUCGUGCAGACAGCGCCGACACCGUACCCUCCCAACCGCCUACUACCACAUCAAAUGCAGAUCCGCCCUCAAAAGCAGAGCCACCUGUUACAUAUUUCGAAAUCUCCAAGAAAACAGAGGCCCUUGAUUUAGCACCUGACAACAACAAGUAUACCAGUCCCUUCAGCCAACGCCUCCUCAAUAAGCUAGCAGUUGAGGACCCCGCAGUCGCAGCCAGAAUCAACGAAGCCUACGACGCCUACUUGGAAAAGGAGAAGAACACAGUCGUUGACUUCCAAUACGACAUCAAACAGCUUGACAAAACCAUCCCUAGCAAAGGCGACGGUCCCACAACACCGGCAGCGAUCCCUUUUUUAUCCGACAAAAUCCAGUCGACGUUCUUCGACAACGUGACCAGAAUUUGCGGUCGAGCACACGAAUUCUCGUCUCUCGGCACCAAGAAAAACGCUUUGGAUGCGGUGAGAAAGUUGCUCGUCUUGAUAGUCCAGAUCCCGGACAAGAAAUUGCGGGCCGCAGUCGCGGAGCGUAUCAACAUCGAAGAUGCGGGCACAGUCGCCCCCAGCAUGGCAGACGUUGUAUGCUCCUUGACGUAUGCACAGCGCGAAGAGGUGUGCAAAAUGCCAGUAGAUGGAGCCACAGUUACAGCUGCAAAAGGCGAGUCUGGAUGUCCCAGAGGGUCGUUUUAUGACAAGUUCCUUGAGUUGAAAAAGCGGGAUUUACUAGAGGCGGGCUUUGAGAUCAGCUUCGCUCCCUUCACGCGGCCGCUGACGAUAUGGCCGGACGACGUUUCGGAUGGCCAUGAAUUUGAUCCUGAGGAAGAAAUGGAGGCGAUGUAUGAGGAUGCUUUUUAG